Messenger RNA from Ostertagia ostertagi, 510 nucleotides. Lineage: Eukaryota; Metazoa; Nematoda; Chromadorea; Rhabditida; Trichostrongylidae. The record is from the annotation of a GenBank genome assembly.
AUGGUGAGUGAAACGAACUCAAAUUUCUCGCGGUCGUUCAAUCUGAACAAAACAAAACAACAGACCGAUCCGGGCAACAUGAUCGUCGAGUCGACGGAGGAUCUGCGCCAGUUUAGCGUGUUCAUAUUCAAGAAACAGUCGAACCUGGACCAGAAGAAGAACAAAAGGGACACGGUUGUUGACGCUCUUUUCAAAAAAGCGCUGAGAGAAUUCCACAUGGAGCUCAUCGGCUACGAAGCAGUGCUCAGCGAAGAACGUGCUGUGCUGAAAUACCGCGAUUUGAUCACAACCUUCGAAGGAGUGCUCACAAAGGUAUGCAAGGAGGAGAAGGUGUCUUUCCCAACGACGUUGGGCGUAAAUGCUUUCAGAGGUUUUUUGAAUGAGUUCAUGCAAAAUCAGAAGAAGAAAGGUUCAAAGCAGAAGUCGGGUAUUAUCAAGGUACGGUUUCGCGACGUUCGAGCCAGAAAUCUUCCGUCUGAUCAACAAUUGUCGCUUUAUCACGAUCGAUAA